CACGCACGCACGCACGCACGCACGCACGCGCACACACACGGAGGAGGUAGUCGGCGCCGCCAAGCUGCCGGGGCAGAUCGCGGGAGAUCACGGGAGAUCACGGGCGCAGGUAUCGCAACGACGCGUCCGAGAUCAUCGGCAUCUGGUUCUACUCGCCGCCCGAGCGCGCCGAGAUCGCCGCGUUGCUCCAGUCCCUUGCAGCGCAGGAGCUUGGGGAGGACACGGGCGAGGAGCCAGACACAUCGGCCCCGAUCGAGGAGCCGGACGCCGCCAACGCCGCCGCGCUGAGCCCUGUCGACCCGGCGGCGGAGGCGACGCCCGCCGUGCCCGCGCCGCCUCCAGCGGCGCCGACAUCGGACUUGGCCUCAGGCGGCGAGGCGGCCACUGCGUCAAACAAUGUGGCCGCCUUCUUCUCGAUGAUGCAGGGCGCGCAGCCGCCGGCGGGCGGCCAGCCUGCGCCGCCCACCCCGACGGGCGCGACGGACGCCUCGGCGACCACGGAGCGCGCCUCGGAGGAGCCGUCCCCCGAGCAGACUGCGGGCAACGGCAGCGGGAACGGGGCGGGGGCUGCCGACGGCGACACGUCGCUCGAGGCGCUCAAGGUGGAGCUGCGGGCGAGGCUCGGUGCGCUCCUCGACGACGACGCCUUCCUCGAGACCCUCGCCCGCGAGUACCGCUCUCAAGAGAGCCACCAGUCGCCCGCCGUCGGCCAGGCCCCUUCCUCCUCCUCCUCCUCCUCCUCGGGCGGCACCGGCGCCGGGCGCAACCGGCGGGGCAGGACGCAGCAGACGACCGCCACCCGCGCGGAGGCGUCGUCCUCCGAGGCGCCCGCCGACGGCAUGCCCGCCCAUUUGAUGGCGCUGCUGCAGCAGCAGCAGCUCGGCUCUUGACGC
Emiliania huxleyi CCMP1516 is the source of this 893-nucleotide messenger RNA. RefSeq lists its product as hypothetical. NCBI's taxonomy places the organism in Eukaryota, Haptophyta, Isochrysidales, Noelaerhabdaceae. The transcript has 2 exons. Bases 420 to 890 code for a protein of 156 amino acids. The record is from RefSeq and is a predicted model, not a curated record.